GUCCACUGAAUUCAUUACAUCUGUUUCUUAGUGUUGAGCUUUUCCAAUAAAGAAAAAAAAAUGAACAUGCUCUUCCUACUAUGAACUGAAACUAUAAAGAUCUGAAAGUUGGUGAACAAGUUUAGAUUUUGAGAGAGUUAAAAUGGAUGUUGUGGUUCAGUUGCAAAGACAGUUUGUUGACUACAGAGCUUCCUUGUAUAAAGAGGGAUUUCUGGAUGAUCAGUUCAUCCAACUUCAACAGCUGCAAGAUGAGAGCAACCCAGACUUUGUGGUUGAAGUGGUGUCUCUCUUCUUUGAAGAUUCUGAGAGGCUUCUCAAUGAACUAACAAAAGCACUGGAUCAGCAGAGUGUAGAUUUCAAAAAGGUGGAUGCUCAUGUUCACCAGUUCAAGGGUAGCAGCUCCAGCAUUGGUGCACAGAGAGUUCAAAGAGUUUGCAUUUCUUUUCGCAACUAUUGCGAGGAACAAAAUGUUGAAGGGUGCCUAAAAUGUCUCCAACAAGUAAAGAAUGAGUAUUCUCUUGUAAGGAACAAGCUUGAGACUAUGUUCAAGCUUGAGCAACAAAUUUUGGCCGCUGGCGGGUCAAUUCCUAUGUGAUGAGAGGAAGCAAUUAAAGUCAUCAUCUGCAGAAAAAACAAGAGAGAGAAAUGUGUAUCAAAUUGUAGAGAAGUUUUUUCUCCGUCUUUCUUUCUUUAAUUUUAAGUUGAGAAUCCACAUUACUAAAGGGUUUUAUGAUGUUUUGAGCUUGAGGUUGUAUUAUAUAUCAAAUGUAUGAGCAGUGAUGGACAAUGUGAAUAAAACCUUUCUUUUCAUAUUA
Messenger RNA from Cornus florida, 815 nucleotides. RefSeq names its product histidine-containing phosphotransfer protein 1-like. The transcript has 6 exons. Gene Ontology annotation, biological process: phosphorylation; cytokinin-activated signaling pathway; phosphorelay signal transduction system. Gene Ontology annotation, cellular component: nucleus; cytoplasm. The record is from RefSeq and is a predicted model, not a curated record. Gene Ontology annotation, molecular function: protein histidine kinase binding; histidine phosphotransfer kinase activity. The coding region runs from base 143 to 595 and encodes 150 amino acids. Lineage: Eukaryota; Viridiplantae; Streptophyta; Magnoliopsida; Cornales; Cornaceae.